This is a messenger RNA of Maudiozyma barnettii, 2292 nucleotides long. RefSeq names its product putative flavin adenine dinucleotide transporter (gene FLC3). The transcript has a single exon. The record is from RefSeq and is a predicted model, not a curated record. Bases 1 to 2292 code for a protein of 763 amino acids. Lineage: Eukaryota; Fungi; Ascomycota; Saccharomycetes; Saccharomycetales; Saccharomycetaceae. Gene Ontology annotation, biological process: fungal-type cell wall biogenesis; transmembrane transport.
AUGCAGACGUUAGUGAAAUAUAUAGUACAGUUAUUACUAUUAUCACAGUACGUAGUGGCAAAAAGAAACCUGGUGGCGACUUCCUUAGUAACAUGUAUGGAAGGAUCCCAAAUAUCGUCAAAUAGUUUCGACGUUAUAUUUAAACCAGAUGACCGAUCAUUACAUUACACCUUAGAUUUAACAACUCAAAUUGAUUCUUACAUUUUGGCUUAUAUCGACGUUUAUGCUUAUGGAUUCAAGAUUAUUACCAAAAAUUUCAAUGUUUGUUCAGAAAAUUGGAAACAAUUUUGUCCUGUUCAUCCAGGGAAUAUCGAAAUCGAUUCUAUCGAAUACAUCUCUAAAGAUUUAACAGAUGAAAUCCCUGGGAUCGCAUAUAACGUUCCAGAUAUUGAUGCAUACGCUAUCGUGAAAGUAUAUUCGGCUAAUACUACCGAAUAUUUAGCUUGUAUCCAAGUAUUUUUCUCAAAUGGGAAGACUGUCUCUCAAACAGGUGUGAAAUGGACUACAGCUGUCGUUGCCGGUAUCGGUUUAUUAUUAUCUGCCGUAUUAUCUACGUUUGGGAACUCUACUGCAGCAUCCCAUAUCUCCGCAAACACGAUGUCCUUAUUUCUUUAUUUCCAAUCUGUUGCAGUUGUUGCCAUGCAACAUGUUCAUAGAGUCCCACCUAUUGCAGCUGCAUGGGCAGAAAAUUUGGCUUGGUCCAUGGGUUUGAUUAGAGUCACAUUUAUGCAAAAAAUCUUUAGAUGGUACGUUCAAUCUACAGGUGGUACUCCAACCUUAUAUUUGACCGCAACAACAAUGUCCGUCUUGACUCAAAGAGCUGUUGAUUUUACAAGUCCUUUAUGGAAACGUGCAGAGAAUGUCCUAUACGGGAAUCAAAAUACUUUGAUCUUUAGAGGUAUUAGAAGACUAGGUUAUAGAAUGAAUAUCGAGAAUACUGCCAUUGUUUGUACCGGGUUCACUUUCUUUGUUCUCUGUGGGUAUGUCCUUGCAGGGUUUAUUAUGGUUUGUAAAUAUUCAUUCGAAUUAGGUAUACGUGCUGGUUGGAUCAACCCAAAUAGAUUCCAACAAUUUAGAACAAGUUGGAGAAUCAUCUUGAAAGGUGCUUUGUUAAGAUAUAUAUACAUUGGUUUCACUCAACUGACUAUCUUAAGUUUCUGGGAAUUCACAGAAAGAGACUCUGGUGCUGUGAUCACAAUCGCUUGUUUGUUUAUUGUAUUAUCUGUCGGGUUAAUGGGUUGGGCAAUGUUUAGAACUCAUUCUUUUGCUCAACUUUCAAUCAAACAAUAUAACAAUCCUGCUGCUAUCCUAUAUGGUGAUGAAAGAAUCUUACACAAAUACGGAUUUUUCUAUACCAUGUUCAAUGCUUCUCAUUAUUGGUGGAAUGCUGUGUUAUUGACAUAUAUCUUUGUCAAAUCAUUAUUCAUUGGUUUUGCUCAGGCUUCAGGUAAAACACAAGCAUUGGCAAUUUUCAUUCUCGAUCUAGGAUAUUUCAUUGCCAUCAUUUAUUACAAACCAUAUUUAGAUAAACCUACAAACAUUAUGAAUAUCUUCAUUUGUACCGUGACUUUAGUGAACUCUUUCCUUUUCAUGUUCUUCUCAGAUCUGUUCCAUCAAAACUAUACCGUCUCUGCGAUCAUGGGGUGGGUAUUCUUUAUCAUGAAUGCUGCGUUCUCAUUUAUAUUGUUGCUGAUGAUCCUUGCAUUCACUCUGAUGAUUGUCUGUUCAAAGAAUCCUGACUUAAGAUUCAAACCAGCUAAUGACGAUAGAACGUCCUUCCAAAGAAACGCUACGCAAUUGACACACGACGAUAUGGCUAAGAAUUCUUCAGCUGCAAAGGAAUUGUUGGAGUUAGGUAACGUCGCCAAGGAACACAAUGCCAAUUGGGAGAGUGAUUUAUUCCACAAUAACGAUGAAGAAAAUAAUAAUGUCUAUAGAAACAAAUCAUUUUCGAGCUCAGCAAAUUUCAUUAAGAGGCUCUCGUCAUUCAAGCUAGGGAAAAAUGCCAGUAGAAUAAGUGUACCAUCAAAUCCAUUCGCAGAUAGAUCAGCAAUGGCUGAUCCAAAUACUAAUACGCUAUCCAAUCUGAACACAAUGUCGAAUUUGAAUUCUCGUGAAGUGACGCCGUCAGUUACUCGUUUAACUUCGCAGAUGAACCUAGAAUCUAGUACAGGAUCAGAAUCAAAUAUCCAACUCAACACAAAUUUAAAUACCAAUUCUAGUAUUGCUAUGAAUACAUCAUCUGAUCUAAGCGAUCCUUUCAGGGAUGCCAACGGCGAAAAAGCUGUUUAG